Molecule: messenger RNA, 1080 nt
Organism: Rotaria sp. Silwood2
Lineage: Eukaryota; Metazoa; Rotifera; Eurotatoria; Philodinida; Philodinidae
Source: the annotation of a GenBank genome assembly
AUGUUUGAUACAACACGAUUCUCUUAUUAUUUUUCUACGAUACCUGUCUCGUUCGAACAUGAUAUUUCUGCUCGAUUACAACGACUUUAUUUUCGUGUUCGAUCAACUUUUAUCUCAUUCCAAAAUAUGUCACGUUAUCCAUACACAUUUAAUGAUGUUCCUCCACUUUUUGUUGAAUCAUUUAUACUACAUGGUUAUCGUUCAAUCCAUCAGCCAUGGUCUUAUUAUUGGAAAUCAUUAUUUCAUAAACAUAAUGAAACAAUUAAUGUUUGGAGUCAUUUAAUCGGUAUAUUAUAUAUGGGAUAUUUAUUAUAUUAUUAUAAUCAACGAUUAAAAUUUUAUGAAAAUUCUCAUUCAUGGCCAUUUGUUGUAUCAUUAUGUACAGCUAUCAUAAUGUUUAUAUGUUCAGCAUUUGCUCAUUUACUUCAUUCGAAAUCUGAAAGAAUUCAUAGAACUUGUUUUGCAAUUGAUUAUGUUGGUGUUAGUUUACAUGGUUUUGGUUCGGGAUUUCUUCAUAUUUAUUAUUCAGCACCACAAUGGUAUUAUGAUAAAAUUCAAUAUCAAUAUGUAUUUAUUCUUCUUUUAUUUGGUAUUCUUGCUUGUUUUUUAAAUUGUUUUGCUCAAUAUUAUUUUCAUCCACCGUAUCCACCAUUAAAACGUAUUUGUCAAUUUUUACCAUGUGGAAUUUUAUGGAUUUAUUCAAUUAUUCCAUUAAUUAUUGGUUUAAUUUCAUGUAGAUUUCCAUUAGAUUUAAGUUCAAUAUGUCAUCUAGGACAAGUGAUAUUAUUUCUUAUUGGUGCAACAUUUUUUGCUUUUGAUAUACCUCAACGUUUUUGGCCCGGUGGUUUAGAUUUUAUUGGUCAAAGUCAUCAUUUAUUUCAUUUAUGUAUUUAUUUUGUAACUGUGUGUCAAAUGCAUGGUGUUUAUUGGGAUUAUGAAAAAAAUCAAAAAAUACUUGAUCAAAGAAGUAAACCAGACUUAAUAUUUUGUGCUGGCUCAAUGAUUUCUCUUAUUUUAUGGGAUAUUGUUAUUGUUUGGUAUUUCCAACGAUGGCUUCGUGAAAAACAUCAUGUUUAUUAA